ACAUUUUUUUGUCCUUAAAGUGUACGAAAACACACACACACACACACACACACACGACAAAGGUCGCUGUGCUGGAGUUUUCUAGACUUUUAGCCGCAAUGCUAAAAACAAAAACGUCCGUGCCACGUUACAUACUGCUCGGUUUGCACGUUAGUCUGAGAUAAAAAAUAAUCCCGAUUUAAGGCUACUUUAGCGUUACUUAUGUUUUCGAUUGUUUACAUAAGUUAGCGAAUUCAAGGCAGGUUAACAACUGUAAACGGUAGUUUUGUUGUUAGCCUAAACCAGGAAGAGUGUCUUUUCUCAGUUGAAGCUAAAAGUCGAAGGCUAGUAGGCUUAGCCAAGCAUUUUUAUUUGGGGUUGUCCUAAAAAGAAUGGAUGUUGAAAAGUAUUUGUCUCGUAUUGGCUGCUCUGCUCCCUGUUCUCCAACUCUGAAGACGCUCAGACACCUUCACCUCAACCACCUGCUCACGGUGCCUUUUGAGGACCUUUCCAUUCACACGGGGGAGCGGGUCAAACUUGACCUUCCUCUACUCUACGAGAAAAUCGUUUUGAAAAGAAGAGGAGGAUUCUGCUAUGAAAACAACGGACUUUUCUCUUGGCUUUUAAGCCAACUGGGUUUUGAGGUCCAUAUCCUCGCUGCUCAGGUGAAGAACCGCUUCACGGGAGCCUAUGGUCCACCGUUUGACCACUUUAUCAUGAUGGUGACCCUUGAUGGGCACCGGUGGCUCUGUGAUGUGGGUUUCGGGUCUGGUUUCCAGCUCCCUCUUUCUCUUGAGACAGACAGUCCCCAAAGGCAGAGCCAUGGUGUGUAUCGCCUACGGGCUCAGGAUAAGCUGGUCUUCAUGGAAGUGCAGUCAGGGGGUGAUGCUGUGAAGCCAGAACAGGACACUGCAUGGAAUGCAUUGUACAAGUUCACCCUUGAGCCGUGUCAGAGGGAGGAUUUCAGAGCCAUGUGUGACUACCACCAGAGCUCCCUCAGCUCCAUCUUCUUCUGCAAGUCCUUAUGCUCCCUGCUGUUAGCAGAUGGAAGGAUUACAAUCAUAGGCCGCAAACUGAUCAUCUCCAGCUUGCCUACCGAGGGGGACCAGCCUGUGAAAACCAAAACUGACCUCACAGAAGAAGAAAUUACUGAAUUACUGAGGGACAAGUUUGGAAUAGUGCUUUCUUCUCCAUUCACCCCAAAAGAUGUUGACAUUGUGCCCCCACCAGUGAACUAUUGAGUAUUAGUUUAUUUAAAUGUAUUACACAUUAAUCUGUGCAAAUAUGUCAAGUGAAAACUGUUAACAACAGAAACAAAGUCUUCUAAUAAGUGGACAAUGAUAUUGGUUAAUCUUUUUAAUAUUAUAACCGUUUUUGUAAUCUAGGCCUAUGCAUGGUGUCAUAUUUGAUAUCUUAGCCUGAAAGCCAAUGCUAAUCAGAAAUCAGUGCAUUUUUCUUCUGUGCACAGUUGGAAAUAAAGGUACUGUGCAGGUA
Colossoma macropomum (tambaqui) is the source of this 1473-nucleotide messenger RNA. RefSeq names its product arylamine N-acetyltransferase, pineal gland isozyme NAT-3-like. Lineage: Eukaryota; Metazoa; Chordata; Actinopteri; Characiformes; Serrasalmidae. The transcript has a single exon. Bases 372 to 1220 code for a protein of 282 amino acids. The record is from RefSeq and is a predicted model, not a curated record. Gene Ontology annotation, molecular function: acetyltransferase activity.